UCAUGUCUGGACGUGGAAAGACCGGAGGCAAAGCCAGGGCUAAGGCCAAGACCCGCUCCUCUCGUGCUGGGCUGCAGUUCCCAGUCGGCCGUGUUCACAGGCUGUUGAGGAAGGGCAACUACGCUGAGCGCGUGGGCGCUGGAGCUCCCGUCUAUCUGGCUGCAGUGCUGGAAUACCUGACUGCUGAGAUCCUGGAGUUGGCUGGAAACGCUGCUCGUGAUAACAAGAAGACCAGGAUCAUCCCCCGCCAUCUGCAGCUGGCUGUCCGCAACGACGAGGAAAGGUUCAGACUUCUCCAAACGUCUGUUUAA
This is a messenger RNA of Cyprinodon variegatus (sheepshead minnow), 311 nucleotides long. RefSeq names its product histone H2A-like. NCBI's taxonomy places the organism in Eukaryota, Metazoa, Chordata, Actinopteri, Cyprinodontiformes, Cyprinodontidae. The transcript has 2 exons. Gene Ontology annotation, cellular component: nucleosome. The coding region runs from base 3 to 311 and encodes 102 amino acids. Gene Ontology annotation, molecular function: protein heterodimerization activity; structural constituent of chromatin; DNA binding. The record is from RefSeq and is a predicted model, not a curated record.